This is a messenger RNA of Cyprinus carpio (common carp), 859 nucleotides long. Its product is annotated as protein VCF1-like. The record is from RefSeq and is a predicted model, not a curated record. NCBI's taxonomy places the organism in Eukaryota, Metazoa, Chordata, Actinopteri, Cypriniformes, Cyprinidae.
UGACAGCAACAGAUGGAAGACUGAGUGAGUGCGAGAGUGAGAGAGAGAGAGAGAGAGAGAGAGAGAGAGAGAGAGAGAGAGAGAGGUCCGGCAAAAUGGAUACAAUGUAACUUCAGAAAAUGACAGAACUCAAGAUCCAUCUGUGAACAGACAGAGGGGAGAAUCUUGACAGAUCCCUUCAUUUUGCUGAAAGGGAAGCCGGUGGUCUCUAAAACUGAGAGGGUGUGUGUGCCCUUCUUUGACUGCCAGAUGCACAGAUACGACAUGUUGACAGAAAGCAGAAAACGUAGACGCAGUUGUGAUGCUGAGGAGCUUCAGGUCUUGGCAAAGAGGUCUGGAGGUUAUUCCUUUCUGCCUGAGGUCGGCCGUGAUGUCUGGGACUCUGAGUCUUCCAGCAGUGACAGCAGUGGGAUCAGCAGUCCGGAGCGGAUGGCAGGAGCCAGUUCCAACAUCCAGAACACUGACCAAAGAGGACUCCAUGUAUCCCAGGCUCCCUGCAGCCCCAUUGCCCCCACCAUCUCAGCAGAAGAGCCGGCCAUCUCCUUGAGCCACAGCGUCUCAUAUGAUCACAUCAACCGUAUCUUAAAGGAAGCCCACUUCAGUAGCCUGCAAACUCGUGGUCAACAAGGGCAGACGUGACUCUUCCAGCACCCACUGGCAUUAAGGAACAAUAUACAGGGGACCUUUUAGAGGGACAUUAUGGGCCAUUUAAAGGCCUAGCACAAACAUAGUCCCUCUAAAUGCAUUUGUCUUCUUCCUUAUAGCACUUUUUCAUGUUCAUAGUGUUUAUGUGGGGCUCUACUUGAUGUGUUGACCAUGAACUUCACAUAGGUGCUAUAUAAAAGAAAUAUCUUGAAAA